CUUGCGACGCAGUCAGACGCAGUGUGUUCCCGCCUCUGUAGCAAAACGCGCGUGUUGAUAAAUACGCGAUUAACCAAAAACAUCUUACCUAAAAUAAAUAUAGUGAUGUUUAUUAUUAAUCUUUACUAAGGUGUAAUUUAAAAGCACAUAUUUUUAGUGUUUUAGUGGUUUGAAACAAAAGAAAAUUCGAAGUAUCUACAGAGUGACCAGGGCUAUCACGAAACCCGUCCUCAUCUGGGCCGAAAAAUAAAACGACGAAAGGAAACAAUUGAAGCACAACCCUGGCUCCGAAAAGAUGACAAUGGGAACUUGGGCUAUAACGACAACGGUCACAGUAUUAUCAUUGGUUAUCACAGGUGUAUCUCCUUUAGAAUGCUACAAAUGUCUCAUCAACCCGCCACUGGGAGAAAAUUACAAAACAGCGACUAAUUUAUGCACCAACUUCGACUAUUCCGAUUCGUUUGUAGUGGACUGUCCGUUUUCAACAAUGUGCAUGAAGCAAGAUUUUCAUCUCGACAUACAAAACGGAGUGAGAAUAGAAGGAGUACUGAGGGAUUGUGCACCACAGAAGCACGAAUAUCAAGACUUCAAAAACGGGAAAUGGUCGCCAAAGACGGAAGUAUUGGAGCCAUACAACGAGGGAUGCUUCAGUGGAGACGACAAGGGAGAAAGAGUAACGACUAGCAGAUAUUGUUACUGCCGGAGUAACCUGUGCAAUUCAACGCCGAGUACGAACCAUGAAGGUUACACUGACAUCAUGGGUGUCAUCCUAGUCUUCAAUCUAAUGAAGUACAUAAACAGUCUUAGGUAGUAAAUGGUGUUAGUAUGUAAAAAUAUUUAGUCAGUUCGUGGUGAAUAUGUGAUAUUAUAUUAAUUAGUAUGUAAGGUUGUAUGUUAAAAUAUUAUAGAAAAUUA
Papilio xuthus (Asian swallowtail) is the source of this 915-nucleotide messenger RNA. Lineage: Eukaryota; Metazoa; Arthropoda; Insecta; Lepidoptera; Papilionidae. The record is from RefSeq and is a predicted model, not a curated record.